AUGGCCCAGCCCGUCAUCGGUCCCGCCCUGAGCGGCACAGGCCGGCACUGGGCCACCCAACUCGCCCUCGCCGUCUCGUUCCUCAAGCAGGUCAACCGCCCGAUCCGCCUCGAGGACCUCGCCUUCGAGUCCAACGUACAGGCCCUCCUCACCAACCACGACCUCGUGCACGCCCUCGCAAACCACGACCGCGUCCGCCACGACGAGCGCACCGGGCUCUUCUCGUACAGACCCGACUACAUCCUCUCGUCCAAGGCCGACCUCCUGUCGCUCCUGCGCCGCCACUCGCCUCAAGGUGGCCUCCCCGUCAAGAAGCUGCGCGAGUCGUGGACCGGCGCCCAGCAGGCCAUCGAGGACCUCGAGCGCGAGGGUCGCGUUCUCGUCACUCGCACGGGCAAGACCGAGAUGGCCGAGAAGGAUGGCCAGAUGAAGAUGGUCUUCCUCGACGACAUUGGCCGCGAGCGCGACCCGCUCGACCAGGAGUUCAAGGACCUGUGGCGCUCGCUCAAGACGCCCGUCGGCGACGACCUCGCCCUCGAGCUGCAGCAGGCCGGUCUCGUCGCCUCGUCGGGCGCGCCUCCACCGCCGACGACCAAGAAGAAGGCGGGCAAGGGGCGCAAGGGCCCCGGCAGCUCGAACCGCAAGUUCAAGAUCACCAACACGCACCUCAAGGACCAAGGGAUCGACCUGUCCAAGGACUAUGUGCCGCAGCGGUGA
Messenger RNA from Rhodotorula graminis WP1, 717 nucleotides. RefSeq lists its product as uncharacterized. The transcript is spliced from 4 exons. Gene Ontology annotation, biological process: transcription initiation at RNA polymerase II promoter. Lineage: Eukaryota; Fungi; Basidiomycota; Microbotryomycetes; Sporidiobolales; Sporidiobolaceae. The coding region runs from base 1 to 717 and encodes 238 amino acids. Gene Ontology annotation, cellular component: transcription factor TFIIE complex. The record is from RefSeq and is a predicted model, not a curated record.